CGACACUGUAGAUACUUGGAGACGAAACUGAAGUUGACAACGCAUUUGGAAAGGAUAUUGAAUUACUAUCAUAAGAGAAACAUCAGUGGGCAUCUGUAUCAUGACACUCCAUUGCAUACAUCUUUUUCUCUUGCUUCUGCUUGGUUCAUGGUGGCCAGAUUCAGAGAAACAUGUGGUGGGAGCUGCGAAGAUCAGAGAGCACUAUAUUGCUGCUCAGAUCACUAGCUGGACCUACAAACCAGAAUCUGAGGAAAAGUCCAGAUUGGCACAUUCAGAUCCUGUGUUUAAGAAAAUUGCUUACAGAGAAUAUGAAGUGGAUUUUAAAAAAGAAAAGCCAGCAAAUAAAUUUACAGGACUGCUGGGACCAACUCUUCGUGCUGAAGUGGGAGAUACUUUAAUAGUUCAUUUUAAGAACAUGGCUGACAAACCAGUCAGCAUUCAUCCCCAAGGCAUAGCUUACAACAAAGAGGCUGAAGGUUCUCUAUAUGAUGACAGAACAUCAUCUGUGGAAAAACAAGAUGAUGCUGUGCUUCCAGGCCACAUCUACGUAUAUGUGUGGGAUAUUACUGAAGAAGUUGGGCCAAGAGAAGCUGACCUUCCAUGUCUUACUUAUGCCUAUUAUUCUCAUGAGAACAUGGCAAUGGAUUUUAACUCUGGUCUGAUUGGAGCAUUGCUCAUCUGUAAGAAAGGAAGCCUAGAGGAGGAUGGGUCGCAGAAACUUUUCAACAGGGAGUAUGUGCUGAUGUUUGGUGUGUUUGAUGAAAGCAAAAGUUGGCAAAAGUCAUCAUCACUGAAGUACACAAUUAAUGGCUAUGCUGAUGGGACAUUACCAGACUUAGAGGUUUGCACCUAUGACAACAUUAGUUGGCAUUUAAUAGGCAUGAGUUCCAAGCCAGAAAUCUUCUCCAUUCAUAUCAAUGGCCAGACCAUGCAGCAAAGACAUCACCGAGUUUCUACUGUUAACCUAGUGGGAGGAGCAUCGACCACAGUGAACAUGACCGUCAGUGAAGAAGGAAGGUGGCUGAUAUCAUCUCUUGUUCAGAAGCAUCUGCAAGCUGGACUGCAUGGUUACCUCAGUGUAAGAGGCUGCGAGGACAAAGAGGUGAAGAAGAAGAGUCUCUCCUUUAGAGAACGCCUUAUGGUCAAGAACUGGGAGUAUUUCAUUGCUGCAGAAGAAGUUACUUGGGAUUAUGCCCCAAAUAUUCCAGACAACCUUGACAGACACUACAAAGCACAGCACUUGGACAACUUCUCAAAUCUCAUCGGUAAAAAGUAUAAAAAGGCUGUUUUCAGGCAGUAUGCAGAUGCAAGCUUCACCAAGCGCCUGGAAAAUCCUCGACCUAAGGAAACUGGAAUUUUGGGACCUAUUAUCAGAGCUCAACUCAAUGACAAAGUCAAAAUUGUAUUCAAAAAUAAGGCCCAUCGACCCUACAGCAUUUACUUCCAUGGAGUGUCACUUUCAAAAAAUGCAGAAGGAGCUAAUUAUCCUCUGGAUACCACAAGCAACAGCACCCAGAGUACAGGAAUUCAACCAGGGAUGACCUAUACUUAUGAAUGGAAAAUUGCUGAAACAGAUCAACCCACUGCUCAGGAUGCACAGUGUAUUACAAGGCUAUACCAUAGUGCUGUAGAUAUUGAGAGAGAUAUAGCCUCUGGACUGAUUGGUCCACUUCUGAUUUGUAAAAGCGAAUCACUGACCCAGAAGGGUGUGCAGAAAAAAGCAGAUAUGGAGCAGCAAGCAGUGUUUGCUGUGUUUGAUGAAAAUAAGAGCUGGUACAUAGAGGAUAACAUCAAGGACUACUGCAGCAACCCUUCCAGUGUUAAAAGGGAUGACCCCAAGUUCUAUAACUCAAACAUAAUGCACACAAUAAAUGGCUAUGUGUCUGACAGCAGUGAAAUCCUUGGAUUUUGCCAAGAUAAUGUGGUUCAGUGGCACUUCUCCAGUGUUGGCACUCAUGAUGAGAUUGUCUCUGUUCGUCUUUCUGGGCACUCUUUUCUAUAUCAAGGGAAAUAUGAAGAUGUAUUGAACCUUUUCCCAAUGAGUGGAGAAUCAGUCACAGUGGAAAUGGACAAUGUUGGUACUUGGCUUUUAGCAUCCUGGGGUACCCCAGAGAUGAAUUACGGCAUGAGACUGAGAUUCAGAGAUGCCAAAUGUGACUAUGAGGAAGAUUACGCGUAUGAUAUUGUGGAUUUUGCUUCCACUAAGACUGUUAAAAAUGCGCUUUCCACCUCAGUUGAAGAUGAGGGAGAAGAAGAAGAAAGUGAUCAAGAGGACUUGGCUUAUCAGGACUACCUGGCCAAUGCUUACUCCAUCCGAAGCUCAAGGAAGUCAGAAGGCAAUGAAGAAACACAAAACCUUACAGCUCUGGCCUGGGAACAGUACUCUGGCACUGACACUGCGAGUUCUGAAGUGGCUCGUGGCUCAAACCCAGUGUCUAAUAGGAGUAAUGAAUCUGCAAACACUUACAUGCUCUUAGAAAGUCUUACCACUUCUCUUCCCUUAACUGAGGCUGAAAAUUUGACAUUACAGUCAAAUUACGCAUCAGUCACAGCAGAAGAGGAUGUAUUUUUAACUAGCACAAGUGAUGGAAAGUGUGACUUGGUAUUUGAGAAUAGAAGCCUAAGUAAUUAUGGAGUAGAUCAUAGUAAUGUGUCUGGAAGUGAACACUUGUUGAGCAUUGAGGAAACCCAAAUGAAAGCUGCAGAAGAGCUUCUCACUGAUGGAAAUUACAGUCAUUUUUUUUCAGAAAAACAUCAGGAGGAAAGCACAGGAAGAGGAAAUGAUAACAUUGAUCAUAAAAGAAAAAGGCGAAACUCACUGGCCACUAAGUUUUACUCUGUCCGAAAGAUGAGUGCCCUUCUACGUCAUCUACGAAAUAAAAAUGUCUCAUUCUCUGACAAGACAAAUGAACCUCAAUCCAUGCGUCAUCCAGAAAAUACAUCCAAUGUAGCCAUGGUGGGAAUUGACCAGCUUCCAAGUGAUUAUGAUGAUGAACUGGAAGAGGAGGAAACUAAGAUGGGUAAUGACACGCAUGCAAUUAACUUGACACUUGCUUUGGAACUCACUGUAGAAAGAAACGAAUCUAAUGCAUACAGCCUCUCCGGAUUUAAUCUAUCCAAAGAUAAACAAGGAGGCACUUCUUUAGAUCACCCUUUAGGUAAUAUAAGACCUAAUUCCAGUCCUGCAAUAGUGAAGAACUUACUGGAAGCAUCAUUGCCCAGAACUGUCAAGUAUUCAUCUAAAAUGACAAAUGAGGAAUGGAAUUUGGUCUCUGCAAAGGAGAGUCUGGGAUUAGAGGCAAAUUUAGAUAAAUCUGUUAGUGAUAAAUUAAAUCAUGGUCACAGAAAUGGUACAGUAUUCCUAAAUGAGAAGCAUAUGAAGAAGUACUCGCAUCUAACGGAAGGAAAACAGGGAGGGAGCCACAUGCACUCAACUCUGAAAGGAAAGAAGAGGAGCAAGAAUGAUACUUUGAGUACAUUUGGAACCUUCAUCAAAACCCGAAGGAAGAAAAAGGAAUAUCCAAAGACUACUUACUUACUGAGCCCAAGGAGUAAAAAGCCAUCCAAACUCACCAAGCCUACUGUGAAGUUCAACUGCACAUUGUUCCCAAGUGAGGCCAACCACACAACACAACCACAUUACAUCAAUGCAACGGGGGCACCCAAUGAUGUCAACCAUACAGUGCAUCUGAGUAGAGCCAACCACGAAGGGUUGACAAACCACACACUGACCCCACGACAGUUUAAACCAUCAAUCACAAUUGGGCUUCCCAAUGAAAAUGGGGACUAUGAAUAUGUUACGAGAGACUAUUACAGUGAGGAAACAUCAGGUGGUGAAUAUGAAUACCAUUAUGUGAGCUUUGAAGACCCAUACAUGACAGACCCAAAAGUGAAUAUCAAAGAACAACGUAAUCCAGAUACCAUUGCUGGACAUUACUUGCGUAGCAAAGGGAACGAGAGGAGAUACUACAUUGCAGCUGAAGAGGUUUUGUGGGACUAUGCAGGAUUUAAAAAAAGCACAACAAUGAAUGACAAAACACGUCAAAAUGGGGGCAGCAUCAAAUAUAAGAAAGUGAUUUUUCGAAGCUAUACAGAUAGUACCUUUACAACUCCUCAGGAAGAAAAUGAAUAUGAAGAACACCUUGGCAUCCUGGGGCCAGUUAUCCGGGCUGAAGUGGAUGAUGUCAUCCUGGUUCAUUUUAAGAAUAUGGCAUCCAGACCGUAUUCCCUUCAUGCUCAUGGACUCUUCUAUGAGAAGUCCUCUGAAGGGAGCAUUUACGAUGAUGAGUCUAGUGCUUGGUUUAAGGAGGAUGAUGCUAUUCAACCAAAUAACAGCUAUAUAUAUGUAUGGUAUGCAAACAGGCGAUCUGGACCUGUGCAGUCAGGAGCAACUUGUCGGUCCUGGGUCUACUAUUCUGAUUUAAAUAUGGAAAAAGAUAUUCACUCUGGUUUGAUUGGGCCAAUACUGAUAUGUCAGAAAGGAACCUUCAAUAUGUCGAACAACAACAGAACACCGACUCGAGAAUUUUUCUUACUUUUUAUGGUCUUUGAUGAAGACAAAAGCUGGUAUUUUGACAAAUCUUCUAGAAGGCCUUGUACUGAGAAGACCCAAGAGAUGCAAAAAUGCCACAAAUUCUAUGCCAUUAAUGGGAUAACCCACAAUUUGCAAGGCUUGAAGAUGUAUGAAGGUGAGCUAGUCCGAUGGCAUUUGCUGAAUAUGGGAGGGCCAAAAGAUAUUCAUGUUGUUCAUUUUCAUGGACAGACUUUCAUAGAACAAGGAGAGCCAAAGCAUCAGCUUGGUACAUACACACUCCUUCCAGGCUUAUUUCGAACAAUUGAAAUGAAGCCACAGAAACCUGGCUGGUGGCUUUUAGACACUGAAGUGGGGGAAUAUCAACAAGCAGGAAUGCAGGCAUCCUAUAUGGUUAUAGAAAAAGAAUGCAGGAUUCCAAUGGGGCUAGCAAGUGGAGUUGUACUUGAUUCACAAAUCAACGCUUCACAUCAUAUAGACUAUUGGGAACCCAAGUUAGCCAGAUUAAACAAUUCUGGAAGCUAUAAUGCUUGGAGCACUGAAAUGAAAGAGGAUGAACUCCCUUGGAUCCAGGUGGACUUCCAAAGAGAAGUUCUAAUAACUGGGAUACAGACACAGGGAGCCAAGCAGCUUUUAUGGUCCUUUUAUGUCCAGAAGUUCUUUAUUGCUUAUACCAAAGACAGACGGAAGUGGCUUACCUUCAGAGGAGAUAGCUCUGCAGUACAAAAGGUUUUUGAAGGUAAUUCCAAUGCCUAUGGGAUAAAAGAGAACAUUAUUGAUCCACCUAUCAUUGCUAGGUAUAUCCGAGUCUACCCAGCACAGGCCUACAACAGGCCUACUCUUCGCAUGGAGCUCCUGGGCUGUGAAGCAGAUGGCUGCUCUGUGCCACUUGGAAUGGAAAAUGGAGAGAUCAAGAAUACCCAGAUAACAGCCUCUUCCACUAAGACAACCUGGUUUAAUAUUUGGGAGCCUUUCCUUGCUCGUCUCAAUCUGAAAGGAAAGAUGAACGCCUGGCGAGCCAAGUCAAACAACAACCAACAAUGGCUGCAAAUUGAUCUCCUCACAAUUAAGAAGAUAACCGCUAUUGCUACCCAGGGCGCCAAGUCCAUGUCUUCUGAAAACUUUGUGAAAUCGUAUGUUAUCCUGUAUAGCAACCAAGGCUCCGAGUGGAAAUCAUAUACAGAUGAUUCAAGCUCAGAGGCAAAGGUUUUCACAGGUAAUGAAGACAGCAGUGGGCAUGUCAAGCAUUUCUUUAACCCACCUAUCAUGUCCAGGUUUAUCCGCAUUGUUCCAAGAACAUGGUAUCAUGGUAUUGCCCUUCGAGUAGAACUGUUUGGCUGUGAUUUUCUUGGGAAUCUGGCUGUGAAGAGGACUGAUGAGUCCAGGAGCUCUUAACCUUUCUGCAGUCAUCAUGCAGAGCAACAAUUUUUUUUUACCCUUAAAAAGAUCAUACUUAAUAAUUCAGGUGUGUGCUUCAUCAAAGGACCUAAAUGUUUUGCAAGCAAGAAUUGAGAGAAAUUUCUUUGUCAGAUUUUUUAUUUCUAUAAAUAGAUACCUAAGAAAAUAGCUUAUUUUCUAUGGAAAGAAAUAGCAGCAGUAUUUGAAUACCAUUUCUUCAUCCUAGCUGUAAACAGUAGUCUGUCUUGCUUUUUACUUAAAAUUAAGUUCUGAAUCCCUGGGGACAGAGCUCUAGCCUUAAUCCUGAGUCCUGAUUACCCUUGUUUUGUAAUGCUUGUGAGGCACAGAUGAGGAGUAGAAGGCUACUGGUGAGUGUUUUCCAUACAUAGGGUUGAGAAGAAAAAAACAGUGAGAUACAGAGCUGUAGUGCUGCAUUCCAGCAACGCCUCAGUAAGAAGGGAUUGUAAAGAUGGCCUCACUCCUAUGCAUCUUCCAUCUGCCCUGGGAUGGAGGAAUAACACAUCCCAGGAUUGAGGUAUAUGUAACCCCUUCUUGAAGAAUAUUGGUUCAUCUUAUUGAUUAGAUUCUUACAUACCAAGUAUACCUGAAAUGCUAUGGAUUUACUAGCAAUUGAUCUUCAGUGCCCUGGCAAAAGGAAGAAGUGUCACCAAUACCUUUCUUCUGCUGAAAUGGGAAGUGAAGUAAUGUAGCCCUGAUGAUGGUAGGUUGUGGAAUGGCAAAGGUAGAAACAAGAAUCCAAAACUCCCGACUUUCAGUCCCAUACAAAUUUCUAGACCAUGGAGAGGGGAGAGAGAGCUCCCUAGGAAAGGAAGAAAUUGAGAACCAGAGUUGUCCAGUGAGAAUACAUUCUAGCAGUGGCAGAGGAGGGUAGAUGAAACUGGGUGAUAAAAACACCUGCAUCUUUUUUACUAUUUAGCCCUUAAAAGUGUUUUCACUAAUGGAGCCACUAUUGCACAGAAAAUGUAUAUGGAUUUUUCCCAGAAUGACUACAUCUAGUGGAAAUAUAUACAGCCUUUGAAAUUGUCAUUCCAGCAGACUUCUAGCUAAGUGUUCAGCAGUACCUUUGGCUUCUGUCCUGUACACUGUUUAAUUGCAGUACUUCCAUUUAUCACACUAGGAACCCUUUAGCAGAAUGGAAUACCUGUUUUAAUAGUUUGUCUUUGUGCCUUACACAGUGUUUUUUCAGUAGUUUCAAUUUUUAUAUCUUAUAAACUGUUAUAAAAUGAAGGUAUAGA
This is a messenger RNA of Rhea pennata, 7185 nucleotides long. It is a transcript of the gene F5, whose product is annotated as coagulation factor V. The record is from RefSeq and is a predicted model, not a curated record. The coding region runs from base 101 to 5926 and encodes 1941 amino acids. Gene Ontology annotation, molecular function: oxidoreductase activity; copper ion binding; signaling receptor activity. The transcript has 26 exons. Gene Ontology annotation, cellular component: plasma membrane. Lineage: Eukaryota; Metazoa; Chordata; Aves; Rheiformes; Rheidae.